This is a messenger RNA of Loxodonta africana (African savanna elephant), 2037 nucleotides long. It is a transcript of the gene FIBIN, whose product is annotated as fin bud initiation factor homolog. The coding region runs from base 436 to 1071 and encodes 211 amino acids. The transcript has a single exon. The record is from RefSeq and is a predicted model, not a curated record. Lineage: Eukaryota; Metazoa; Chordata; Mammalia; Proboscidea; Elephantidae.
AAACUCCGCAUUCCCAGUUCAGGAGUUGAAAUAGUAUCAGAGGGCAAGAGCCUUUCUCUCCAGCAACACGCUCCAUCCCUCAGGAGCAAAGAGAAACUACCGGAUUGGGGCAACCCACCCAGCUCACAGCCAGAGCCCUGGAGAAGGGAUUCCCCCCCCCCCCCACUGUACGCCCCUGGAAGAACCAGCAGACCUUCAGAAGCAGAGCGCAGCGAAAAGGUGUAUCCUGCGCCGCCGCUGCAGGCGGUGCCACCCAGACACUGGUGCACACAGCCACAUGCAGCCUGCUGGGGAGGCGGGACCAGGGUGCAGCAAGCCGGCUGGGACUGAGGCUGAGGCCAUCUCAGGGAGACAUUGACUGACAACGGGACCCCCUUCCUUGCGCCUGGACCAAACGUCUUCUCCUGGGGUGCCUGGUGAUCCUGAAUAUCCAGGAUGGUAUUCCUGAAGUUCCUCUGGAUGGGUUUCUUGUGCCACCUGUGUCAGGGCUACUUCGACGGCCCUCUGUACCCGGAGAUGUCCAAUGGGACCCUGCACCACUACUUCGUGCCCGACGGGGACUAUGAGGAGAACGAUGACCCUGAGAAGUGCCAGCUGCUCUUCCGGGUGAGUGACCACCGGCGUUGCUCCCAGGGGGAGGGAAGUCAGGCCAGCAGCCUGCUGAGCCUCACCCUGAGGGAGGAGUUCACUGUGCUGGGCCGCCAGGUGGAAGAUGCUGGGCGUGUCCUGGAGGGCAUCAGUAAGAGCAUCUCCUAUGACCUGGAUGGGGAAGAGAGCUAUGGCAAGUACCUGCGGCGGGAGUCCCACCAGAUCGGGGAUGCUUACUCCAACUCAGACAAGUCUCUCACUGAACUGGAAAUCAAGUUCAAGCAGGGCCAGGAGCAGGACAGCCGGCAGGAGGGCAGGCUGAACGAGGACUUCCUGGGGAUGCUGGUCCACACCAGGUCCCUGUUGAAGGAAACACUGGACAUCUCUGUGGGACUCAGGGACAAGUAUGAGCUGCUGGCCCUCACCAUCAGGAGCCAUGGGACCCGGCUAGGGCGGCUGAAAAACGACUAUCUUAAAGUGUAGAUGGAACGGCACACUGCCAGGAAGCCAGAAUCCAAUGGCUCCACUCUGGAGGCUGGGGAAUGGACAAGGGGGCUCAUGCUUCCCUGAUAAUUAUUAUUUUUAUAGUCCAGAUUUGCACUUUGAGAAUGAACCUGAGGUCAUCUAAAACAAAAGGAAAAAAAAGCGAGAGUUGAGUGGUUUUGUGUUUUGUUUUUGCACAUUACAUUAUUUAUGUGAUUGCUAUUGAUUUAUGGCCUGGGAAGAACAAUGUAAAGCAAUGCCUCCUGCCUUUCCAAGGGGACUUUAUAACUCUGCAGAGACACCUGUCUCAGCCACAUCUAAAAGGACACCAUGUAUACGGUAGGAACUGAUUAAAGUUCCCCAUCCUGGGGACCAUCUGGAAACAGAGAGUAUAGUGCGCAGUUCCUUUACACGUCAGCCUUCUCUGUUGAUGGGCUCUGAAAGCUGUCAAAGUCGCCUGUUUUUCAAAGAGGUCCAAGGUGCUGCUCUGCGUGGCUGCCAGCCAGUGGAAGUGGCCUGCUUCUUCUCCUUUUCUUUAUUUAUUAACCAUGGUCUCUGAGUUGUGUUUUUGUAAGAGUAUUUGGCUAGAAACUGUACGUAAAUCAGCUUUGGAGGGACAUUUCUAAGAUGCCUCUGUGGGUAUGUGUAAGUUAAAGAAGUCUAAGCUCUGUCGUGGUUACACACUCACAUUGAUGUGCUGAGUUACUAUGGAGAGUUUCUGUGCUUGUCUCUCAUUGUACAUCUAUGCUUUGUCAUCCGUGCCACAGUCAAUUACAAAGAAGCAGGUUGUUUGAGUUCCCACCCAAAUGCCUAUGAUUUAGGUUACCAAUGUAUCCUUUCUCAUUUGGGAGUUUUGCUUCUGUUCGCUUGUUGGAAACGUGUGCUUCAAGUUGGGGGAAUUCUAAGUCUCCAGUGACUCUUUAGCUAAAUUUUUAUUAUUCAGCCAAUAAAUAUGUUCUUAUACAA